Saccostrea echinata is the source of this 3043-nucleotide messenger RNA. RefSeq names its product voltage-dependent calcium channel gamma-5 subunit-like. The transcript is spliced from 4 exons. The record is from RefSeq and is a predicted model, not a curated record. Gene Ontology annotation, molecular function: voltage-gated calcium channel activity; channel regulator activity. Gene Ontology annotation, cellular component: postsynaptic density membrane; AMPA glutamate receptor complex. Lineage: Eukaryota; Metazoa; Mollusca; Bivalvia; Ostreida; Ostreidae. Gene Ontology annotation, biological process: neurotransmitter receptor internalization; transmission of nerve impulse; postsynaptic neurotransmitter receptor diffusion trapping. The coding region runs from base 805 to 1806 and encodes 333 amino acids.
UUGAUAGUCACAUUAUAUUUUGCACGCUGAUAUCAUCAGAUCGUUUGUUCAAGAGCACGUAAAAAAACGACAUAAAAGUAUUAAUCGUACAAUGAUCUAGCGGGAAUUACGUAAGCACGGUUUCAAAUAUUCAUACAAAAAUCUAGAAACCAUCACUAAGGAAACAGAUUUGACAAUAACUUGCAAUUUCUUUCUGUCUCUUGUCUGUUGUCUAAGCACGCGCACACUGAGCCGAGAGUUACUAUUGAUUUUUUUUUGCCAAGAUGGACAAGUUAUAGAGAAGAUACGAAUAGGCCGUCCCCUCUCGAAGCGCUUCAUGGAAUCAGAUCGUUGACAUGGUUUAUCGUUUAUCCAAGGCAGACAGCGAGAACAAUCAUUUCGGUUCCAUUACAUCUGAAUGAAUUCUGAAAAAAGGACAUGUAAACUGAAUGAGAUUAUGUCUUCUGUAAACGGGGUCGGAAGAGGCAAUGCAUCUAAAAGAUCAACUCUAAAACUGUUACAGGAGUGCUCAAAAGAAAAUCGUUUUUUCUUCGAAGGUUUUCUCCGCGGGGGUAUCCAGUCACUUUCAGAAGAGCACUGUUAAAAUAUUUUUUUUCUUAAAGUGAUAUUCCGUUGCUUCAAAGUAUUUUCAUGCCGUUGUCAGUGAAUUUAGCGGAUGGGAGGAAGUUGUCAGUUUCGUCUUCUGGUAAAAGUCUUAAUGUGGCAUAAUACGAAACCGUCAAUGGUGGAUGAGAUUGGUGACAGAUUUGGUUCACUGACUUUUUCACGUGUGCGACUGGAACGGUGUCUUGAACGGAUUAUACAAUGGAUUGUUGUAAUAAGAAGCGAGUAUUGAUGGUUAUGACAAGUGCAUGUGCGUGUGCAGCAUUCGGAUUACUGGCUAUAGGUGUUGCUACUGACUAUUGGCUCUUCACAAGUGAUCUCCAAAAAGAAUCGGAAAACGACACUGACCUGUACGAAAAUCACUGGUCUGGGCUUUGGCGCACGUGCAAAGUGGACGGCUAUUUUCCAACAAAAAUGGAUUGCAAUUACAUCAUGUAUUUCACCCCAAGCGACGAGAAAGAGGGCUUACCACAAACGCAGGCAAUAUUGUUGACGAUGCGGAGAUCCACUUGGUUUCCUCUGGCGAGCCUCCUCAUCCUGUUGAUUGGAGCCAUUAUUUGUUUUGUUGGUCAGUGUAAAUCUGGAAGGAAGAACUUGACGUUUGUCUGCGGCAUUCUAUUUGUUCUUGCAGGUUUGUGUACACUAGUUGGCAUCAUUCUAUACAUAGGCAGCAUUACCGAGGAAGUUGGCAGUAAAGGGAAACCCAGCGGCGACGAAAAAGUCAAAUUCAAAUAUAAUUAUGGAGCCUCCUUUAUCAUGACAGUCUGUUCCUUUGUUCUUACAGAGUUAUCUGGAGUUUUUUCAGUAUAUCUGUAUAUCACUCGUUACAAACAGAAACACAGAAAAAAACUCCAACAAAUGUUAAAAGAAGAACAAAACGAUCACAGCAAUAGAUGGAGAUACCGUAAGCCUACGAAUCACAGUCGCGAGAGGUCUGUCUCCAGGGAGCGCUGUUCAAGAGACCAUUCCAUGAGUCGAUCUGAUAGUUAUUAUACAUAUACCCCUAUAUCUGACAAUGCUUCCAAUGAACUCUCGAACUAUACAUUCCCGAGAGAAGUGUCUAGAAAUACCAUAUCAACUACUGUCGAUACGCAUGCGCCGCGCGAAUACCGCGAUCACGUGGUACGAGAAAACAAUACUCGAGAACAUAUGACGGUUCCACUUCCGCCUGAAACAAUUAUAAGACGAACAACUCCCGUGUGAUUUCGUUUAGGUCAGUUAGACGUUAUUGUCAACCAUUCGGUGCUUUACUGACAAUCAAACGGCUGACAGAAGGCACAAAAUCCUAGUUUCCCUUGCCAUUUUUCACUCGGAGUUACAUAAUACAGAUAUGAUAAAGUGAUUUUUAAAAAAGGCUGAUUUUUCAUCUGAACGUGUGAAAAAAAAAUUCCCGAAAUUUAUUUUAUUACCUAAGAUGUCUUGUAGAUUACUCAUUGGUGUAAAUAUUUUGAUAUGAAUAUUGAACUUAACAAGGGAGAUGUAUUGUCAGUGGGUUUGGUUAGGUUUUUCUACAUAUUUUUGUAUUAUUGGUCAUGCAGUAUUUGAAAGUUUAACUGAAUGAUAAGCUGAUUCUUUUGUCCAGUUCGAGUGAUUCAAAGUUGUAUAUUGAAUGGUCUAUGUAUUUUAAAUCAUACAAAUCUGAAUUCAUUAAUCACACUUUUAAACAAUUCAUGUUUUCAUCAUGUUAUGAAAUUCUUGAGACCAUCAAUGUACACCCUCACAACGUCAGGGGUCUUGAGUCAACACGUUGCCGUUGGACCAACGGCAAUUUGUUGACUCGGGACCCCUGACGUUGUGAGGAUGCUCAAUGUAUAAUAGGCAACUUUGCGUGAAAAGGGAGAUAACUUGUGUAUUACAAUAACUUGCGUAUUACAAAAACAGCAAGCGUUUAACGCGUGUGUAAUUAUUGAAUACUGUAUGUUGUGUCAUGUAUUAAAAUUCUCACUGUAUAUCAGAAUGAGAUGCCUCGCUGAAUAGAUAUAUUUUUCAAGUAUCGUAGAAGCUAAAGAGUACGCACAGUUAUGCUGCAAUAAGUAAAAAAAAAACGUAUUUAGAGUAAGGUAAAGCGUGGGUUGAUAAUAUUGAGUUCCUUGCGAGGGAAGUCCUUGCUCAUUUAAAGUUACUUGUGUACUCUAUAUUUAUUCAAAAAUUCCCUGCGAAUUUUUGCAACUUGUGUAAAAACAAAUAUUACGAAGAGCGAUACGAGGAACUAACGAAGACCAUUGUGUUGUUUCCACGCAUUUCUGUGGCUGUUGUGAAAGAUGCAUUCAGUUUAAGCUUUAUUUAUGAAACAUUAUGCAUAUGUUAAAUGUUAUUAGUUAAAUAUAUGUAAUUUUUGUAAAAAUUUCUACAGUUUGUAUGUAUACAAGAUCUUGAAAAUCAUGUGUCAUAGCAUAUUUCUUCAUUAUGUACAAGUUCCUUUGUUUAAUUUGUUAUUUAA